AAAAAAUGGCGGUUCGCGUGGCGUCUAGAAACGUCAAAAUAAGAGCAUGAUCUGCGACAGGGGUUACCGUCACACGCGAGUCGCGCGAUAUUUUCCACUGUAACAGUUCAGAAAGCAGUGGAAGGAUGUUUAUAGUCACGAAGGAAAUUGACAGCGAGAACAUCAGUAAGUUGUGUCGCACGUGUUUAAGAGAGGACGGCGACAAAAUGGUAUGUUUAUUCAUGGGUCCUGCUGGUUCAUCCCUCGCCGCCAAAUUACGAUCCCUCUCGUGCUUAGAGGUCUGGCAAGGAGAUGGUUUGCCUGAGAAAAUGUGUGAUCGUUGUGUCACCAGAGCAGAGUCGGCUCUUUUGUAUAGAGAACAAUGUCGUGCAGCAGAUAGGGCUUUGAGACAAGCAGCCUUGAAGGUAUCUGGAUUAACAUCAUAUACUACUGUCUCUGGCUGCAAGCUGUAUCAGAAUCAACAGAAUCAAGGAUUUGUUCCAGUACAGAAUUCUCACAAGACGCUAAAGUGCAUAGAAUGUGGCGCUGUGUUUAUGAAUUAUCAAGAACUCUGUGCCCAUAGCCGACUACACUUAUCCUUCAUUCAGGAUAACAUACCCAUGCAACAUAUGCACAUAGUAGAAUCUCAAAAUCCCUAUCUCAAUUUUGGUCAUGUCGGUUCGAAUUUUGCCAACGACAGUAUUCCAAACACGCAACUAUCCCCGUUAGUUAGGCCAAAUGUAAUGCAUACCAUGCCAUUGAACGAGGAAAAUUCUAGUCGAGCCGCGUGUGCCUUACAUUGUUCCUUAUGCAAUCACACUUUCACCAACAGGAGACAAUUGAUAAGUCACAAUAUCGCGCACAGCACAGAUAAUGUUGAUAUCUCGUGCGAUAACGAGAACAUCGAGAUCUGCGAGAACUCCAAUCAUAUCCCGCAAAAUCUCAGUUACGAGAGGUCCAUUCAUUCUGUCGAUAAUCCCAUUCAGAAUCUGUCUUAUCAAAGAUCCACUGUAGAUGACAACGACGAAAUACAGAAUUUAAAUUUUCCCGAGAAUAUUGACCUGGAUGGUGUUCAGGAGAGCAGCUCGGAACGUUUGCAAAAUGUAACGAUGCAUUCUGAGAAUGACGUAUCGAUCGCGGAGAACUUGACAUUUAUAAAGGCGUCCGAAAAGGGCCGGCAACACAUAAUCGGAUAUCACGGAUGCCCGGCGGACGAUAAUUAUAAGCAACCCCUCGAGGCGAAGGGCGCGGAUGAUAUUCACGCGAAAAAGCAUCAGUGUGAGGUAUGUUCGAGACAAUUCUCGCAAAAAUCUAAAUUAUUCGCUCAUCAAUUGUCUCACUCUGGUCAACAGCCGUUCAAGUGCCUCAGCUGCGGCAAGGCCUACGCGUCGAAAAGCAAACUCAACGCGCACAUGAGAUUGCACACCAAAACCAAUGUACAUCAGUGCAAAGUGUGCGAUAAAAUAUUUUCAUAUCCUUCGUAUUUAGAGGAACAUAUAAAGGUACAUAAUAAGAGUGACAACGCUUCGCAGAGUAAGGACUUUGAAUGUGGUACUUGCAACAAACGUUUCCGCCUUUUGAAAAAUCUGAAGGCACACGAGAAACUUCACACGGGGAAGGGUUUGGUACAUUGCGAGAUUUGUGAUAAACAGUUUAGCCAUAAUUAUAAUUUAAAGAUGCAUUUACGAACGCACAAGACGUCAAAGGUGCAUAAGUGCGAGUAUUGCGACAAGCGUUUCGUGCAGAAAGGUAAUCUAGUCGAGCAUUUGCGAAUUCACACCAAGGUGAAACCUUUCGCGUGCAAAUUGUGCGGCAAAAGAUUUGCGCAGUCGGGCCACUUGAAAAGCCACGAAGCCUCGCACGGCACUUUGAGGCAACACCAGUGUCGGUUAUGCGGGAAGAGGUUCAAGCUAGCCAAUCAUUUGAAACGGCACUUGAAUUUGCAUACUGGCACGAAAACGUACAAGUGUAAUCAGUGUAACCAAAUGUUCUCGCAGUCUUUCAGUCUGACAAGGCACUUGAAGAAGCACAACGAGUCGCACAUGUAAUUAAAAACCGAUAAAUUGUAACAUAUGUACACAUACUGAUGUCUUUAUUUUCUCUCGAAAUCUCACUUUUAUAUUAUUUUUAUUCUUAUUCUUUUAUUAGAAAAGUCGGGGAAUCUUAGCGAGACGAUAAAAGCGUCUUUCAAUAGAAAAUAACAUCGGAACGAAAUUGACUCGUUUACUAGCUGUAGAAAUCCACGUCGUGGAAUAUGCUCGAGUUCUUCAUUUAUAGCUUUUUAGAACCGUAGUGAGAAUGUUUAUUCCCUCUCGCAGUUGCUCCUCCGUGAUCGUUAACGGGGGCGAUAUUCUAAUGAUUUGUCCGUGUGCAGGUCUUGUCAACAAGCCAGCAUCUCUCAGCCUCAGACAGAUAUCCCAACCGUCUGCAAACUCUGCAAAUAAAUUGUAUCAUUAUUGAGUGUUUCUCGUGCGGCCAUGUAAUAAAAUCCAAUUUCUCGUUACAUAA
Odontomachus brunneus is the source of this 2487-nucleotide messenger RNA. RefSeq names its product zinc finger protein 184-like. The record is from RefSeq and is a predicted model, not a curated record. Bases 126 to 2027 code for a protein of 633 amino acids. Gene Ontology annotation, biological process: regulation of transcription by RNA polymerase II. NCBI's taxonomy places the organism in Eukaryota, Metazoa, Arthropoda, Insecta, Hymenoptera, Formicidae. Gene Ontology annotation, cellular component: nucleus. Gene Ontology annotation, molecular function: DNA-binding transcription activator activity, RNA polymerase II-specific; RNA polymerase II cis-regulatory region sequence-specific DNA binding; zinc ion binding. The transcript is spliced from 3 exons.